Molecule: messenger RNA, 2427 nt
Organism: Ostreococcus tauri
Lineage: Eukaryota; Viridiplantae; Chlorophyta; Mamiellophyceae; Mamiellales; Bathycoccaceae
Product: Tryptophan synthase beta subunit-like PLP-dependent enzymes superfamily
Exons: 2
Coding region: 1-2427 (808 amino acids)
Cellular component (GO): cytoplasm
Molecular function (GO): cysteine synthase activity
Source: RefSeq, a predicted model, not a curated record
AUGCCGGAGUUCGAGAACGCGCUGCCGACGAUGUUCACGAACGGGAAGACGGUGGACGAUGAGAAGCACUGGCGGUCGACGCACGCGCGAAUCGCAAACGGAGCGGUGGUGCCACAGCAGCUCAUCGGUGGGACGCCGAUGAUCGAUCUUAGUGAGUUUAGUGCGAACCCAAAGGUGAAGAUCUAUGGGAAGUGCGAGUACAUGAAUCCGAGUGGGAGCAUUAAAGAUCGGAUUGCGCAGGAGAUUUUGACUCGGGCGCUGGAGACGGGCGAGUUGAAACCCGGGAUGACGGUCGUGGCGGCAACGAGUGGGAACACCGGGGCGGCGAUCGCGAUGGCGUGCGCGAUUCGUGGGUUUGAUUACAUCGUGAUCACGAAUAAGAAGACGAGUAAGGAGAAGAUUGACGCCAUGAAGGCGUACGGGGGGCAAGUCAUCGUCGCGGAGAGUGGGGUCCCGGCAGAUCAUCCGGAUCAUUAUCAGAACAUCGAGACGACGAUGUGCGCGCAGAACCCGAACUAUUACGGCGUAAAUCAGUACGAUAAUCCGUACAACGCGGAUGCGUACGAGAAGACUCUUGGUCCCGAGAUUUGGUCGCAAACCAAGGGGGCAGUGACGCACUUCAUCGCGGGCGGUUCCACAGGAGGCACCAUCACUGGUACCGGUCGCUACUUGAAGAGCGUAGAUCCAACGAUCAAAAUCAUGUUAGCUGAUCCCAAGGGUAGCGUUUUGUGGGACUAUUUCGUCAAUGACGUGCCCGAAGAGGAUCUUGUGGCGAAGAGUUGGGAAGUCGAGGGCGUCGGCAAGGACUCCAUUCCGGGUGUUUUGCAGACAGAAUACAUCGACGGUGCCGUGAAAGGUUGCGACGCGAGCUCAUUCCGAAUUUGCCGAAUGGUGGCCGAAUCUUCGGGCAUCUUGCUCGGCGGUAGCUCCGGUCUGAACCUGCACGCCGCUCGAGUGCUCUCGAGCCAGAUCAAGGAGGGUGUUAUAGUCACGGUUUUGUGCGACAGCGGUGUCAAGUAUUUGUCAAAGAUCUUCAACGACGAAUGGCUCGAAUCGAAGAAUUUGAAUCAGCCAUUGUCGGAUGUCAAGAACUUCCAAGUCGCUUGGAAAAAGGACCAGUCUGAGGCGAGUGACGACGAAGACGCAGACCACGGUCUGUGGAGUCGCGACGAUGAGGAGAAGGAGCUUCGCUUUCUAGACGAAAUCGCGACGCACAUGGUUGAGUACUACCGCAACUCCGCGCGCGCCGCCGACCCGGUCAGUACGUACAACUCUCCGCUCGCCCUUCACGAAAAGUUCAAGGAGGUGGGUAUUCCGUUGGCCAUCGGUACGGGUGAGGAGCCGGUCUCGAUGAGCUUACUCACCACCGAGGAACGCGCGGAGGAAGAGACGGAGGAAGUAGAGGAGAUCGUCGUCGAUGGCCCGCCGGGAGGGAUGAGGCGGAUGGGUGAGUUGUCGUGGGAGCUCGGGGCGGCGGGUGAGGAGGAGGAGGAGGAAGAGCAGGGGCAGGAGGGCGAGGAAAUCUCUCGAGAGGAGGUGCUGGCGCUCUCGGUGGAGCUCAUCGAAUCCAUCGCUUCCGGGAAGGAACCGCUCGAUGCGGCGCGUCUUGGGAGCUUGCUUUGGACUUUGAGCAACGCGCUGUUGGAGGAUUUGACGGACAGGGACGAUUUACGCGUUCCGGGGAACUCGCUCGAGACGUUUCCGGUGGAGCUGGUGCGAAACGUCAUGGGCGCCGUCGAAACCCUGGUCGUUGCGCUGACGUUCGAGCCGGAAGAUGCGGUGACGCAACGAAGUGGGCACGCAAUUCCGGCCAUCGGCACACAUCGCGUCGCUGCGGCGGAGAUCAUCGCCGUGCUCUUGCAAAUCGGGUGCCAAGACAUUGACGAGCGCAUCGCAAAGCUCAAGCUGCCGAACGACGGUCAGUUCGUCCUCGUGUCGCUCGUACGCAUGUUUUUCAAGUAUUCUUGGAGUUCGGCGCUGCACGCGACCGUGGUGAGACUGAUCUUGGCCGCGCUGGUGAGCCCACACGAGCCGCUCUGGGCACCCAUGUUUGAGGGCGGGGACGAGAGUCUUCAGGGCUCUCUGGCAGCGUCCAUGAAGACGGCGCUCGCGACGAAGCCCAUCUCCACGAGAGACGGUAACGUCGGGAGCGUGAUUAUUCUCGCCAACGCUCUGCACGAGCUCGAAACUUGCGAUGACGUCGAGCGCCAGAGCGUGCGGACGACGUUGCAGGAGGAUGCAACGUGGCGAGCCGCCAUUGACGGUGAGGAUAGCCCGUUGGCGAACCUCAACAACGAACAGGCUGGCGGACUUUGUGGACCAAAGCCGCAGAAGUCGCCUGUUUUCAUGGACUCCGGCAUGGGCGCCAACGUCAUCAGCAGCCAAGAGCUGCUCAGGAUGUUGCAGCACAUCUCGCUUGGUCAAUGA